Molecule: messenger RNA, 6360 nt
Organism: Cladocopium goreaui
Lineage: Eukaryota; Dinophyceae; Suessiales; Symbiodiniaceae
Source: the annotation of a GenBank genome assembly
AUGACUCUACCUGAGAGCGAGUGCGGGCACACAGUGUCGUUGAUGCAGUGCACUCAGUCGACGACUGAGAACGACACGGUGUUCACGUUCGUGUUCUUCGUUCUCGGCUGGACAGCGUAUGGGCAUCGUUUGAUCCUCAAAUCUCCAGAUCGGAUCAGAUUCGAAGCGAAACCGAAGAGUGGCGGACUGCAGCAGCUGCAGAGGAAUGCCGCCAAAGAGAUGUUGCUGUACUACAACAAGAGCUUCUUCUGGUUGCUCUUGGAACGGCGCGGCAGUGUCUUCUACAGACUGGACUCAGUGUUUGGUGGCCUUUUUAUAGCCGCCUUGGGAGGAAUCGUGCAGUGGAUGUUUGACAGUGACUGGGAAUACGCACCGCGGAUUCAUCACCACUAUGCCUUCCAGGCUCUGGGUGCCGGAGUGACCUUCGCCAUCGUCUUCCGCACACAGCUGGCAUGGAAUAGGUAUUGGGAAGCUGUGACUCAGCUCCAUUUCAUGUACAGCAAAUUUGCGGACGCAUUUUCUCAGUUCCAGGCCUUCGCUGAAGUGACCCGGAAGAAUGUGCAGGAGAAGGAUCCCUUGAAGGCCGACAGGAUUCGCUUGAAGCAAUGGAGGUUGAAGAUCAACUAUGCAUUGCUCAGCACUGUGGCGGCUGAUAGGUUGAACACCGGCGACAACCAGCGGAUGGAAGAUGUGAGGUCCAAAGGUGUCCGGACAAGGAACACAAUGAGGAUCAACAAGGAAACUCAGACCUCCGGCCUUCCAAAGAUGAAACUGAGGAGUGAGAUUGAUCGUCAAGACUCAAAAAGUGAUGUCUAUGCCGUUUUCGAGCUACCUUCGGCGGAGCAAAUACAAUUGAUGAUGGCAUCCAAUGACAUGGUUUCUACUGUGAUGUACUGGAUCAUUUGGGAUCUGGCUGAUUGUAUGAAGGACAUCGACAUCGCUCCUCCCAUCCAGUCGAGGAUGUACCAGGAGCUUUCAAAUGGUAUGUUGGGCUUCAACAAUUGCCUGAAGAUCGCUGAUGUGCCAUUUCCGCUGCCCUUCGCUCAACUCUUGGGCCUUUUGCUGGUGGCGUUCAGUUGCUUCAUCCCUGUCUAUGUCAUCAACUUCACGGGCUCUCCAAUUGCAGGGCCCGUCCUGUGUUUCUUUCUUUUUGAAAGUUUGUGGUGCCUUAACGAAGUGGCCAAGGAGCUCGAAAAUCCGUUUGGCCAAGACAUCAACGACAUUCAUUUGCCAGACUUUCACAUGCGCUUCGUGGACUGCCUGCAGGACGUAAGCGUGGAUGAUCAAGCCGGCAUGCUGAAGAAUCCGUUCCUUGGCAUUGAUCCAGGCCUUCAAGACCCAGCACAGCAUGGCAUAGAGGUCCUUCCUGAAGCUGAAGUGGAUGGGAUGAAGAUCUGCAUUUGGUGUGAACAGGGCCUUGUCAAAGGACUGAUUGAAGUCAAGACAGGCUUUGUUUUCAUAAGGCGUGCCACGUUUCCUGUGGCCUUUGCAUUGCGAACUUCAGGAGACAAGGUGUCGCAGAUUGGCAUGAGGACGCCUCAGGCCCUUGCAUCAGUCGUCCGUUGUGGCGGAGUCGUUUCAAUCAGGUGUUACUCGGCCAGUGACGCGGUCCACAGUGUGACCAGGCACCAUGCAGAGUUGCAGCGGCGUAGGAUUCUGAAGAUGAAAGUGAUGAAAGAUAAGAUUCUGGCCAAUGUGGGUUGGAAUGGCAUCCUGCAGAGCACUUCCUUGGCGAAUGUCCAACCAUUGUCCAACCAUGUUUCCUUUGAUGCCAGGUUUCAGAAGCUCUUUGAGGAGCUGACGUACAUGCACGAGCUGCAUGAGUUUGACAUCGUCGCGUAUGUGGGUCCCUUCCUGGAGGUCAUCCAGUCCGAUGCCACUUCUGGGGAGCUGACGGCUGUGGCGCUGGAAGCCGUGGACAAAUUUGUAUCCUUCGGCUUGGUUCAUCCGGAUUCUCCCAAGUCGAUGGAGGCGAUCAAUACGGUUGCCUGGGGGGUCAUCAAUUGCCGCUUUUUGUCUAAUGGCACGGCAAGCGACGAGGUGGUUCUCUUGAAGAUGGUAGGGUUGCUCUUAGACUGCCUGAGAUGCAGUGCCGGGCAGUACUUGAGCGAUCCCUGCGUUUGGCACAUGGUUCGCAAGUGCUUUCAGAUUAGCAGACAGCCAAAUGCCUCUUAUUUACUGAGGUCCUCGGCAGAAGGGAUGCUUCAACAGAUGGUUUUGACCAUUUUUGGUACGCAGAAGGAGCGAUCGCAGCGCGUACGUGUGGAGAGCUCUGCCCCUGAGGCACAGAGAGCUGAGCGUGAGCCCGGGCCAAAGGGUCCGAGCCAAAAGUUGCAGGUCUACAAGCCGUAUGGCUUUCGUGCCAUGCAUUUUGUGCUGCGAUUUCUCGCCUUUCUGUUGGCCUAUGGUCGUGGUGCCGUGGACAAGGAACAGAAGCAUCGGACGGUGCGAGUGCGCCGCCCUCGAUCUCGAUCCCCAAGCCAAGACCGGACUAGGACAGAUGGAAGUCCGGAGGAGGGGCCACCAGACCUCGGGCUGACUGAUGCAGCAGCGGUUGGAAAGGAGGAAUUAAUGAUGGACACACAUUGUCUUGGCCUUUCCCUGUUGAACGUUGCCUUGGAGUCUGGUGGUGACGAGAUCGCUCGCUCCGAUGACCUGAUUGCAGUAAUUCAGGAUGACAUUUGCAAGUCAUUGCUGCACAAUUCAAGAACAGCCUCACUCUCUGUCCUGUCGCUCACCUUGAGGGCGAUUUUCAAUCUUUUUCUCCACUUCAAGCGGCAUUUGAAGGUGCAGCUUGAGAUUUUCUUCACGUCCGUCCACCUGAAGAUUGCAGGUUGUGGGUCCGCCAGUUAUGAGCAGCGAGAGCUGGCGUUGGAAUCCCUUGUGGAGUUCUGCCGUGAGCCUUCGCUGAUGCUGGAGCUCUACGAGAAUUAUGACUGCGAUGUUCGGUGCACGAAUCUUUUUGAGACUCUUGCGAAAUUUUUGGUGACGCGUGGCGUGCCGCCGGAGGAGGGUCAAGCACGGGGGAACUUCACUUCUCUCCACAAGUUGGCCUUUAGUGGACUUAUGUCCAUUCUGCAUUCUUUGUCCUUGCGUUGCGCUUCACACAAGCAUUUCCGGCGAGAUCAGCUGGAGACGCUGGAGCAAGGACCCUCCACGCCAAGCUCCGGGGAGACUGAGCUGCGAAGGAAGAAGGAGCAAAAGAGACGACUAACCAUCGCGGCACGUACUUUCAAUAGCGAGCCGUCAAAAAGCACUGGAGCCUUACAAAGCUUGGGGCUCUUGUCUAAUCCGCUGACACCGGAAUCCAUGGCAGAGUUCCUCCGCCAUACGCCUGGCCUCGACAUGAACAUCGUGGGUGAGUUCCUGGGCAAACGACAUGAUUUCAACGGCCAGGUUCGAAAGGCGUUCCUGGACACCUUCCCCUUUGCAGGCUUGGGCUUGGUGGAAGCUUUGCGUAUCGUCCUGGCAACCUUUCGCUUGCCUGGGGAGGCUCAGUGCAUUGAUCGACUCAUGGAGAGUUUUGCCGAGGCGUAUUUCCGAUCUCAACCAGUCGCAGAUGGUGCGGCUGCAGAGGACAGGAGAAGGGGCUGUAGUGAAGGCGGUUGGAACGAUAGCCCCUUUGCACAGCUCCACAUCCGGGAGGACAAACCACAGAACCCUUUGGCUGUCACACGUUGGGUGCCCCGUGAAAGAUCAGCGGAAGAGGCUGCUGACCGCGUCUCUGGUCAGGGUGGCGGCCCAGAAGACGGUGCUGGCGAGGAGCCGACUCGUGUGCCCAUGGCAAGCUCCGACACGAUCUUCAUUUUGGCCUUCUCAAUCAUCAUGCUGAACACGGAUUUGCACAAUCCAGGGGUGAAGAAGAAGAUGUGCCUUGAAGACUUCGUCCGCAACAACCGUGGCAUCGAUGGAGGGAAGGACCUGCCACAGUAUUUCUUGGGAGAUAUCUUUGAGGCCAUCCGAGACGAUGAGAUUCGACUUCACGGAGCCUCCAAUCAGGCUGGUGACGACCAAGUCAUUGACGAUUUCUUCUGGGAAGGCAUUUUGCUCCGCAGCGAGAGCAUCGAUGCUUUCAGCACCACUGAGAGGCUCCUGUCAGAGGCGCCACCGGGAACAACAGAGCGAGACAUGUUCCAGGUGAUCUUAGAUUGCCAGCCCAUGCCCAUGUUGACGCUCUGCUACGAGUCUAUUCCGGAUGCAGCCGUCGCGAUGCAAGCCAUGAUGGGGUUCCAGGACCUGGCACGCAUCAGUGCCUACUUUGACAACUCAGAAACUGUGAGUGGAUUAGUUCGGACCAUCUUCCAGUACUGCUCCCGAGCUGCUGCAGGUGGCACUGUCACAGUGAGAUGCCAAAUUGCCUUGGGCUCUUCCGAACAAUGUGUCACCCACUUUGCCCCAAUCUUUCGGGAGGCGGAAUGGCGCGGAGUUCUAGAGGUUCUGCUGCAGUUGUGGGCCCUGGACUUGCUGCCUCCACAUCUCUCGGAGUUUGAUGACUUCUCUGGCACCGACGGCAAGCCCUUGGAAAGCCUUUGCAAUAUCAGGCCUCUGUACCCACCACCUGAAGCUAGCCGCACCGCAGAUGCGCAAUCCGAAGAGCAACGCGGCUACAGCGCCCCACAGGCUCCCGCUGCCGAUGGAGAUGGCUUUCUGGAAAGUUUGGCCAGAUGGUUUGAAGACGAGACCAAGGAUGAAGACGAAGAAGAGGCUGAGAGCCACGAACUCAGCAAAGUCCGUGGAGUAGAGCCGAGCAGCAAAGAAUGUGGUCGUCCGCAGGAUGACUUGCUUUUCAGCUCCGCACCACCCUUUCCAGCACCAGGUGACAAGAACGGCGUGGAGGCUGCUGCUCAGUCGUUGCCUGUGGACGCUUCGGAUCCUGGGGUCAUUCACCAGCUGGUAAAGCAGUACGUUGCCCGCUCUGGCUUCGUGGAGGUCCUUGGCCAUAGCGGGAUUGCCAAGCUGCCACCGGAGAGUCUGCAAGGUUUGGCCAAGGCUUUAGUGCAGCUUUCAAGACCCAGCAGAUGGUUUGCCCAGGCGUCAUCUCCAGAGGAGCAGGCACAAGGCAGUGGCGAAUGGCAUUACGUGGCAGAUCCUGUCUUCUGUUUGGAGCUGUUGACCAAUAUCACCUGUAUGCCCAGCCCGUCCACAGGGUCCACAUCGCUGUCACACAUUUGGCCCUUGGUAUCGACACACUUUGAGCGGCUCCUGCAGUACGUCAUUGCCGGCAACGGUGUGGCAGAAGCCCAAUUCAUCGAGCGUUUGAUCGUGAACACCUUGAGGCUUUGCAUCCGAUUGAUCGGCAACAGCGAAUUGGUUCCCACGCUCCUAAUGUUGACUCAGUAUUUGUCAAAAUUGCCUGGCAAAAUCUUCUCUGCCUACUCGGAAAGGAUUGCUUGUGGCAUUUUGGUGCUGGUGCAAGAGGCUACUCUCCCCCACAGUGGUUUGUGCAACAUUUUUUCCUUGCUGCAUCGCAUCUCCGAGUUUCCAGCAGGUGUUGGUGCGUGCAGUGCUGGCAUCGAGUGUUUGAACUUUUGGCUCAGCGAUGACCAGGAACUCUCGAGACUCUUGUCCCUGCAGCAGCUGCCAGAGCUUCUAAAAACACUCAAGGCCUUUGCUCAGGGCAGCUCCGCCCCUGCGGCGCUGGGACAUCUCUCGAGCUUGGUUCCACAGUUGGCUCGUGGUGCCCGCUGUUUGGCGCCAGAGGCCAACUUGCAGUGGCGAUCCCUAUGGGUGCCAACACUGCAAGCACUUGCAGACAUUGCCAAGGAUGGCUCUCAGCGCUCUUCUGCGCAGGCCUUUGUUUAUCUUCAGCGACUCCUGCUGGAAUGCGGAACUGAUUUAGCAUUGCCAUGGGAAGAGUUGGAGUUUGAUGCGUGGAAGGAAUGCCUGGAGCAGGUCCUGUUCCCACUGCUUCAAGCUCCUUCGAAAGGCGGCAACAUUGCAGAGGAUGUGGCUGCCCUGCGGCAGGCCAAUGCUGCGCAACUCGUGUGUCGGGUUUUGCUAACACAUAUGUCACAGUGGCUACGAUCCUCGCCAGACGGAUUUCCAGUACUCUUCUUGCGGCUUCUUCACAUUUUGGUCAGCGAGGCCACUGUGGAGACUUCGCGGGAGCCACUUGUGGAGUCGUUAAAGAAUCUUCUGUUGGUGAUCUCUGCAGACCCAGCCUUCGGGGAACUGUCAUCACCUAGAGGCGAAGGAGAAACUCUCUUGGAGGCUGCGUGGGGUGUGGUCUCCCCAUCACUUCCAGAUUUGCGACGGGAGGUAGCUGUGAUCUUGGAUCCAAGUGCAGUGGAACCAAGUGAGAGUCUUGGGCUUGAACGGCUGAUGGAAAAUGAUGGAAAGAUAUCACGAAACUUCCGAUGA